UUUGUGCCUCUGACACUCUGGCAUACAAGUGCAGCCUCACUAACCGUCCCACACCUACUAUGAGGAAUAUCUAUAGUACACUGGCACGUCUUUUCGAUCCACUUGGCUUUCUCGUUCCCUUCGCCACGCGGGCCAAAAUCAUUGUCCAGCAAUUAUGGAACAAAGAGAGAGAGUGGGAUGACCCGUCACUGCCAGAUGACGCCCUCAGGGCCUGGUUAACUUGGGAGAAUGAGCUGCAGCACCUUUCAGAGAUUGUCUUGCCACGAUGCUAUUCAAGCCCCCCUCUGGAUCACCCAAGUUCCGUCAGGAGCCUCCACAUAUUCUGUGACGCAUCUGAGAAAGCUUACGGAUCAGUUGCGUAUCUUCGUACGGAGGGUUCAGGUGGUAAAGUGGAGGUGGCCUUUCUGACUGCACGUUCUAGAGUGGCCCCUAAGCGCCAGCAGUCGAUACCACGAUUAGAGCUAUGUGCGGCGUUGACUGGAGCUCAGUUGGCAAGGUUGUUGCAGCGUGAACUCACCCUGGUACUUCAUGAAGUGGUACUCUGGACAGACUCCACCACAGUUCUUACAUGGCUUCAGUCAGACUCAUGCAGGUUUAAGGUGUUUGUGGGAACCAGGGUCUCCGAGAUCCAGGAGCUGACUGAGGCCCAAGCAUGGAGGUACGUGGAUUCUGGAAAUAAUCCCGCAGAUGACAUUACGCGCGGGAAGACCCUAACGGAGCUGGGGGGGGAGAGCCGGUGGAAGCACGGCCCAGCAUUUCUGCGCAUGUCAUCUGAGUAUUGGCCUACUAAGCCAAAGGCUGAGCAGUUGGACGCCACAGAGCUUCGCAAGGCCACAUUCUGCGGCUCUAUCACCACCACCCCUCUUCCGCCCUUACUUGAUGCCAGCCAAUUCAAUGGUUUCAGGGACAUGUUAGAGGCGGUUGUGAGGUCUCGCCAUGGGGCGGCAGGUAGCAAGUCAACGCCAACUGCACAAGACUAUCGGGAUUCUGAGAGAGAUUUACUGAGGCAAGUCCAGUUAGACUGCUUCGGGGAGGACUUUCAACUCCUCUCAGAAGGAAAACCUGUCCCUUCCACCAGCCGGUUGAUUACAUUAGCCCCUGAAUAUGAUGAUCGACUGCAGCUGAUCCGGGUUGGAGGCAGAUUGCGUCGCAGUGACUUUCUGGACACAGAAACCAUUCAUCCGAUAGUUCUGGACCCAGCUCACCAGGUGACUAAACUCAUCAUACAAGAUGCUGACCGUGAUCUUCGUCAUCCAGGCUCAGAGCGACUCUUUGCAGAGCUUCGCCGACGGUACUGGAUCCUUCGGGGAAGAGAAGCUGUGAAGCGGCAUCAGCACUCCUGCCCUGAUUGUCAGAGAUGGAGAGCAAAGCCUGCAGUGCCACAAAUGGCAGACUUACCUCUUGCCCGCCUGCGGUUAAUGAAACCACCUUUCUUCUCUACAGGAACGGAUUGUUUCGGGCCCUUCAUGGUCAAAAUCGGACGGCGUAAUGAGAAGCGUUGGGGUAUAUUAUUUAAGUGCCUUACUACCCGAGCUGUCUACAUAGACGUCCUGACUAGUCUAGACCAGGAUUCCUUUCUGAUGGCCCUCCGCAGAUUCAUCUCACGCAGAGGAAAACCAGCGGAGCUUCUGUCGGACCAGGGCACAAAUUUCAGAGGGGGAGAGAGGGAAAUCCACGAGUCUUUCAAGGCACUGCACCCCACUCUACAAGCAGAACUGGCCAAACAUCAGAUUGAGUUCAGAUUCAACCCUCCAAGUGCGCCUCACUUUGGUGGUGCAUGGGAGAGGGAAAUCAAAUCUAUCAAAGCUGCCCUGUAUGCUACGAUCCAGAUGCAGACGGUGACAGAAGAAGUCCUGCGUACGGUUCUGAUCGAGAUAGAGGGCAUCCUAAACUCUAAGCCCUUGGGGUAUGUAUCCAGUGACGUUGCAGACCCUGACCCAGUAACCCCCAAUCUGCUUGUGAUGGGGCGGCCCGACCCAUCGUUGCCUCAAGUAUUGUAUCCAGAGUCCGAGCUGUUGAGCCGCCGCCGCUGGAGGCAUACGCAGGUCCUCGCUGACCAAUUCUGGAGGACAUUUAUUAGGCACUAUCUUCCUGCCUUGCAGACGCGCACCAAGUGGCAGAAAGAGGUGGCCCCACUACAAUCUGGGGCUGUUGCCAUGAUCGUUGACCCACAACUCCCGAGGGCACUUUGGCCUAUUGGCCGCAUCACUAAGGUUAUCCCAGGUGCAGAUGGGAGGAUUAGGACAGCAGAGAUUCAGGUGAACAACAGAACUUACACCCGGCCAGUUGCCCGUCUUGUUCCACUUCCUGCCAUACCUGAGACAGCACCUGAGACCAAUAGUCCUUCUCUGGGACAGCAAAUUUGACUGUGCAAAUUUGGGGGCGGCUGUAAAGAAGGACUCGUUAUUAAUGUCUUGGUAACGGGGAUCAGCCAAUCAGCGUCUUUGUUUUGGAGUCACGGAGAGGACACCCGUUUUUGCGCGAACUGAUAGGUUUCGUUUUUGAGUUAACGGUGAGAGUGGCCGGGAAGCCCAUCGUAGAUAUUUCUGAGGAGAAUAGUUAAUAAAUCAGUCAUCUGUGCUGUGAUCCGUGCAUGUGUGCGUUCAGAGACAUAACCACACACAUACUGUACAUUUUAAGAAGACAGACAAUCAUCUGUUGGCUGUCAAUAAACCCCUUCAAGAGAGUCAGAGCAUCCAGUUGCAUUCUUACCGAUGCACCACAGUGGUCACUUAUCCCAACAAGCUAUAAUUACAGUCCUAGCUAUCAAGGUCUUCGUUU
Pimephales promelas (fathead minnow) is the source of this 2781-nucleotide messenger RNA. The record is from RefSeq and is a predicted model, not a curated record. NCBI's taxonomy places the organism in Eukaryota, Metazoa, Chordata, Actinopteri, Cypriniformes, Leuciscidae.